Messenger RNA from Aedes aegypti (yellow fever mosquito), 980 nucleotides. RefSeq names its product protein Fer3. Gene Ontology annotation, molecular function: DNA-binding transcription factor activity, RNA polymerase II-specific; RNA polymerase II transcription regulatory region sequence-specific DNA binding; protein dimerization activity. The record is from RefSeq and is a predicted model, not a curated record. Gene Ontology annotation, biological process: developmental process; regulation of transcription by RNA polymerase II. The coding region runs from base 256 to 858 and encodes 200 amino acids. The transcript has 4 exons. Lineage: Eukaryota; Metazoa; Arthropoda; Insecta; Diptera; Culicidae.
CGAAUCGGGCCAAGCGCAGAUGGGACGAUAUUAAAAUUAUAUUAUUGAGCACUGCGGGGAUGAGGGUGGUUUUGGAAAUCUGGGAUAAGAUUUAAUAUCGCAACAACCGUCUAGUGCAGCAUCCUGCGAAUCAUGAGGUGCCAGAACAGAAUGAAACAUUUAGUCCUUCCGCAUACUUUGAACCGUUAGGAACAGUUUUCGAUUGGGAAAUUCGUCGCCGACGAUUUUAUAUCAGUAGUGCAACAGGGAAAAGUGAUGACCACGUUCCCCAGUGAUCCGCAUCAUCAUUGGGAGAGUGCUAAUGGACAUAUGGAGCCACCAUUCCCGCCGGAGGUAUCACCGUUUACGCCAAUUUGGGGACAAGAAAAUCCCUCGCCGAUGGUACAUUAUCCUGAACUAAUGGCCGCCGGAUUUCCAUGUGCAGAUUUAGCAAUUUGGCCUCGUCAGCAAGUGGGCAGCUUUGUUAGUCAACGCCUGUCGCCACGAGGUGCUCAACCUGCUCCGUCUCAAUCGACCACAAAGAAAACACGCCGCCGGGUGGCAUCGAUGGCCCAGAGACGGGCAGCCAACAUUCGGGAGCGCCGCAGAAUGUUCAAUCUGAACGAGGCAUUUGACAAGUUGCGACGAAAGGUCCCAACAUUUGCCUACGAGAAACGGCUUUCCCGCAUUGAAACGCUUCGUUUGGCUAUAACCUACAUUGGAUUCAUGUCGGAAUUGUUGAACGGAACACCAACGCACCAUGAUGGCCGGUCUCCUGAAUUGUAUCCAAAUCUUGUUCACCCUCACCAUACAAACCAUCUUCAUCCUUCCUUCCAUCAACGGGAGUACAUCACACCUUAUGGAACUCAUACUGGUUGAUUGUUCAAAUCAUCGAAAAUUUCAAAACCAAAGAAUAUCAUAUGUGUGAUGAUUUCAUAUUUAGAUAAAAUCCAUUUGUUCUUCCAUUAAAUUAAGUGUAUCUUUGCGUAUGACUAGAAAUA